AUGAUUACUCGCGCAAAGCGCCGCGCUAGCGCGCCAGAGCCCCCCCCACCAGCUCCUGUACAUGAUAGCACGACACGCAAGAUACCCCGCCCGACCCCAAAGAAGCGCUCCAUACCUGCGCGGCGCAUCGCGCAAAAAGCAACGCCUGCGGCCGACGUUGCGCGCGCCGUGCCGCCGCUCUCGCUGCCGAACCGUCCCGGCUCGCUGCACUCGCUGGCACCAGCCACACUUGCGCGUCUCAGUGCGCACGAGCGUGCACGGCGGCUCCUGCAUGUAGGCUCCACGCCAGAAGAGCUUCCGAGCCGCGAGCAGCAGUUUAGCGAGAUUGUAGCGUGCAUGACCGAUGCGCUGCAAGCGCGUGCAGGCGAGUGUGCCUACAUGUAUGGCGUUCCCGGCACGGGAAAGACGGCUACAGUGCGCGAGGCAGUGCGCACUAUGCAGGCGAGUAUGGCACGCGGCGAACUGCCCGCGUUCCGGUUUGUUGAGAUCAACGGCAUGAAACUUGCCAGCGCAAUGCAGGCAUACACAGAGCUAUGGAGCGCUGUGCAAGGCGGCGAGAAGCGAUUGCAUCCACGCGCCGCACUGAAUCGCCUCACGCAGUACUUUGGUGCGGAUGGCGAUGGGCAGCGGACGCCGCUAGUCGUGCUUAUGGACGAGCUCGAUCUGUUUGUCACGUCGCGGCAAGACGUGAUCUACAACUUGUUUCACUGGCCCAACUUGCCCGGGAGCCAGCUAGUGGUGCUCGCUGUGGCCAACACAAUGGACCUUCCGGAGCGCACACUCCAACCAAAGGUAGCGAGUCGGCUGGGGAUGCUGCGCGUGCCAUUUAUGCCGUACACGGACAAGCAGUUGCUCGAUAUAGUGCGUGUGCGUCUCGACUUGGACGAGCACGGAGCGCGGGUAGGCAACGAGCCAGCGACUCAGGGAUGCGAGCACCUCUUUCGGUACGAUGCACUCGUGUUUGCCUCCAAGCGCGUGGCAAAUGUCUCGGGCGAUGCGCGGCGUAUGCUAGACGUUUGCCGCCACGCGGUGGAGGCCGCCGAGCACAAAGCCUUGGUCGCCGGUGUGCCGCAGGAGCCGAUCUCGAUUGCAGACGUGCGCCAAGUGCUGGAUCGCAUGGCGCGCAGUGGCCGCGGCGCGCAUAUGGCGGCGCUCUCGACGCAGGCCAAGCUCCUCCUAGGGAGCAUGUAUGCUACGAUGCGUCGCUCUGGACUCGACGAGGUCACUUGGGGCGAUGUUCUCUCGCACCAUGCAAUACAAUGA
Malassezia vespertilionis is the source of this 1263-nucleotide messenger RNA. RefSeq names its product Origin recognition complex, subunit 1 (gene ORC1). Lineage: Eukaryota; Fungi; Basidiomycota; Malasseziomycetes; Malasseziales; Malasseziaceae. The record is from RefSeq and is a predicted model, not a curated record. Bases 1 to 1263 code for a protein of 420 amino acids. The transcript has 2 exons. Gene Ontology annotation, cellular component: nuclear origin of replication recognition complex. Gene Ontology annotation, molecular function: ATP hydrolysis activity; ATP binding; DNA replication origin binding. Gene Ontology annotation, biological process: DNA replication initiation; mitotic DNA replication checkpoint signaling.